Molecule: messenger RNA, 34243 nt
Organism: Cavia porcellus (domestic guinea pig)
Lineage: Eukaryota; Metazoa; Chordata; Mammalia; Rodentia; Caviidae
Gene: Atg7
Product: autophagy related 7
Exons: 19
Coding region: 126-2402 (758 amino acids)
Biological process (GO): autophagosome assembly; autophagy of mitochondrion; C-terminal protein lipidation
Cellular component (GO): cytoplasm; phagophore assembly site
Molecular function (GO): Atg12 activating enzyme activity; Atg8 activating enzyme activity
Source: RefSeq, a predicted model, not a curated record
CCGCUCCCCGCACGCACCACGCGCCGCGCACCCGGCACGGCGCUCCUAGCACUAAGCACCGAGCACAGAGCACCCGCACCAAACUUUCCCUGGAGCCGGCGCGUAGGCAAACAAGAGCUGCUGCCAUGGAGGACCCCAGACUCCCCAAACUGCAGUUUGCCCCCUUCAGCAGCGCCCUGGAUGUUGGCUUCUGGCACGAGCUGACACAGAAGAAGCUGAAUGAGUAUCGGCUGGACGAGGCUCCCAAGGACAUCAAGGGCUACUACUGCAACGGUAACUCCGCUGGGCUGCCGGCUCGCCUGAUGUUGGAGUUCAGUGCUUUUGACAUGAGCGCUCCUACGCCCGCGCACUGCUGCCCUGCUGUUGGGACGCUGCAUAACACCAACACGCUUGAGGCUUUCAAGACUGCAGACAAGAAGCUGCUUCUGGAACAGGCGGCAGAUGAGAUCUGGGAGUCCAUCAAAUCUGGUGCUGCUCUUGAAAACCCUGUGCUUCUCAACAAGUUCUUGCUCCUGACAUUUGCAGAUCUAAAGAAGUAUCACUUCUACUAUUGGUUUUGCUAUCCUGCCCUUUGCCUUCCAGAGAGCAUACCUCUCAUUCAGGACCCAGUGGCUUUGGAUCAAAGGUUUUCAGCAAAACAGAUCCACGCCCUCCAGCAUGCGUAUGAUGGUCUCUGCCGAACAGAAGGAGUCUCGGCCCUGCCAUACUUCUUAAUCAAAUAUGAUAAUGAUGUGGUGCUGGUUUCCCUCCUUAAACACUACAGUGAUUUCUUCCAAGGUCAAAGGACAAAGAUAACAGUUGGUGUCUAUGACCCCUGUAACCUAGCCCAGUACCCUGGAUGGCCUUUGAGGAAUUUUUUGGUCCUAGCAGCUUACAGAUGGAGCAGCAGCUUCCAGUCUGUCGAAGUCCUUUGCUUUCGUGACCGCACCAUGCAGGGGGCCAGAGACAUCACGCACAGCAUUAUCUUUGAAGUGAGGCUCCCAGAAGUGGCCUUCAGCCCAGAUUGCCCUAAAGCUGUUGGAUGGGAAAAGAACCAGAAAGGAGGCAUGGGCCCAAGGAUGGUGAACCUCAGUGAGUGUAUGGACCCCAAGAGGUUAGCUGAGUCAUCGGUGGAUCUGAACCUCAAACUCAUGUGUUGGAGACUGGUCCCAACGCUGGACCUGGAAAAGGUUGUGUCGGCCAAGUGCUUGCUGCUGGGAGCCGGCACUCUGGGCUGUAAUGUGGCCCGGACGCUGAUGGGCUGGGGUGUCAGGCACAUCACGUUCGUGGACAACGCCACUAUCUCCUACUCAAACCCCGUGAGGCAGCCACUCUACGAGUUCGAAGACUGCCUGGGGGGCGGGAAGCCCAAGGCCCUGGCAGCAGCAGACCGACUGCAGAGAAUCUUCCCUGGAGUGAAUGCCAGGGGGUUCAACACAAGCAUCCCCAUGCCCGGGCACCCUGUGAACUUCUCCAGCGUCACCCUGGAGCAAGCCCGCCAGGAUGUGGGGCAGCUGGAGCAGCUCAUCGAGAGCCAUGAUGUCAUCUUCCUGCUGAUGGACACCAGGGAGAGCCGUUGGCUGCCCACUGUCAUUGCUGCCAGCAAGAGAAAGCUGGUCAUCAAUGCUGCCCUGGGGUUCGACACAUUUGUUGUCAUGAGACAUGGCUUGAAGAAACCAAAGCAGCAGGGAGCUGGAGACGUGUGUCCAAGCCAUCCUGUAGUAUCUGCCGACUUCCUGGGCUCAUCACUUUUUGCUAACAUCCCUGGUUACAAACUUGGCUGCUAUUUCUGCAAUGACGUUGUGGCUCCAGGAGAUUCAACCCGGGACCGGACCUUGGACCAGCAGUGCACCGUGAGCCGCCCAGGCCUGGCCAUGAUUGCAGGAGCCCUGGCAGUGGAGCUGAUGGUUUCUGUCCUGCAGCACCCAGAAGGGGGCUACGCCGUCGCCAGCAGCAGUGAGGACCGCAUGAACGAGCCUCCCACCUCACUGGGGCUCGUGCCCCACCAGAUCCGGGGAUUUCUGUCACGGUUUGAUAAUGUCCUUCCUGUCAGCCUGGCGUUUGACAAAUGUACAGCUUGUUCUUCCAAAGUACUUGAUCAAUAUGAACAAGAAGGAUUUAAUUUCCUGGCAAAGGUGUUUAAUUCUUCACAUUCUUUCUUGGAAGACUUGACCGGCCUCACUUUGCUGCAUCAGGAGACCCAGGCUGCUGAGAUGCUAGCAAGGCGGCUUCAGUGGCACAGUGAGGAGAGGAGGCUGCAUCUGCCUUUGGUGCCCGGAGGUGAGGUCAGAAGCUGUGUUCUCCUCCCCUCACUUCAGGAAGGACUACAGGAAUGGCACAGCCUGGGCAUGAUAAGCGGCUGCUUUGAAGUGCACCCUCUGGCUUUUGAUCCCCCAGCAGCUGAUGGCAACUGUGAGUGGUGACAGAUACCAGAUAGGGAGCGGGCUGUGUUCCCAGCUGGAAUGGGAGCUUCAAGAAAAGGGAGCUGAACCUCUUCUCGGCUUCACUGCUAUAUGGGGUCCUCUCAGGAACCAGGAUUGUUCCAUAUCCGUUAGUUCCAUGAACUUCACUGAAUGGGAGAAUUUAUGUUCAUCUUCUCUUGUGGAGGGGGCAGAAGGGAGAAGCAGAGCUCUCAAAUCUAUAACUUUAGCAUGACGUGGUGGGGUGAAACUGCAGUCCCAGGUACUCAGGACUGAGAGACAAGGAUCAUUGGAGCCCAGAAGUUCUACAGCCUGAGCAACACAGAGACCGCUGUUCCAAAAACAAACACACAGAAAAUGUUCAAACUGCAUAGCACUGGCACAUAGUAACUAGCAGGUCCAGGAUGACAAAUACACUUGACUUCUGUUGGGUGCUCAUGGCUGUCUGGAGGGUUGUGCUGGGCAGGAUUUAUGAGGCCACUUCCAGACUCAGCCUGAGAGAUGAACAUGUGGAUUAGUGGUUUGCACACAAACACCUAAGGCAGUGUAGGGAAGCAGAGUAUGUUAGUGUCUGACCUAGACCUAGACCUAGACGUAGACCUAGCAAACACAGCCUCAUGCCCCCAUAUUUCCCUGGAAUACAGUAGCUAGGAAGUAUAUGCUGGCUGAAUAAAUGAUUGAUCUUUCUGAUUCUGGAAUUGGCCCAUGAUUCUAAAUGAGUAUGUCUUAAAUGCCUUCAUUAGUAGGUGAAGUUUGAUAGUAAAAAUAUUUCCUCGAGCUUUAUGAAACUGGUCACUAUUGUUUUCAAAACAGCCCUCCAGUUUGCUGAAACAAAUUUCAAUUAUUUCAAAGUUAAAUCGGUCCCUCAAAGCCAGUGUCUUCCUCUUCUAUUUUGGAAAGGGGAAUUUUGGAAAGAACACAGGCCUGAAAAUCAGAUUGGCUUUUGGUAACAUGUAAGCCUCAGCUAGUUACUCUCCACCUUGGGACUUAGUUCCUGCUAUGAAAUUAGAGAAUUGAACCCCUGAGCUCUUUGAUUCUAAGAAACACAGAAUUGAGGAUGAAAAAGAGAACUAGUUUCAACUUGAUCAUUGCUGUCUUCCUCCUGCUGGUCAUUUCUUUAGCCUUUCUUACUGAUAUAGGACACUAGGGUCAGGAAGUGGGGCAGGGGGGGGGGCGGGGAUCUUGACAGGGAAGUGCCAGCACAGCGGAUGUCUUUCUUGGCAUCUCUGCAGUGGUGGCUUGGGACCUGCCUUAUAUUCAUAGAUGACUAGGGUAUGCGUAACACAUGAAAAGAUGAUGUAUCAUUGCAGACACAUCUUGACUAACAUUCAGCCCCAAGAAUCUGACAAAUGUAUAUGCUUUUAUAUUUAUUUACAUUCUGCCUGAUUCCAAAAAACAAAAAAAGAUUUAAGGUAGUUAUACUCAAAGCUGUAGUAACAUAAAAACCUAAGAGCCAAGUUUUUUAAAAAAGUGAUUAUAUUUGGAAACUUAAACUAUAGAAAGCUUCUAGGGUUCGAUAGGAACUGUGUCUUGGUAGUUCCUGGCAGCCAGAGCAAAGAAGGAUGUAAUUGGCUUCCCACCUCUCUGAGUCUGCUAAUAGCCCAGGGUAAUUGGCAGUGUAGGCACAAUUUGUCACCCAGUCAGGCCUGUUCUAGUAGCCUGUUAGCAAUACCAUUGCUGUUAAUAACAAAAUCAUUGCCUCGUAGGCCAGCAUGCCCUCAUAGCCAAUCCUUAUUUAAUUGAUAAUUGCUGUAUUACUAGGAGCCCAGGCGUCAUAAUACUAAAGUAGUUCCCAUGGAUUCACUUUCAGCAGUUUCACUUUCCUAGACUUAGCCCAGAUAAUAGUGAAAAAGUCCAGAAAUGAAUAUAAGUUUUGAACUGUGCACUGUUCUUGGAACAUGGUGGUAUAUGUUGUCGCCCUCUUUCCUGCCUGGGAACCCAAGGUAUCCUUCUGUCCAGAGUCUUGUGGAUAUUUGGAAGCUGGCUCAGUUACCUGGUCCACCAUCACUGAGAUGCUGAGCCAUGGCUGGCCAGCCCUCACUUUAUCUAAGGAUGGCCCCAUGGCAUGGGGGUGGUAAUGCUAAGGAUUUUGUUACAGGUUUUUCUUGUAACUGUGCUGUCUUACUGUUGAUAAUCUCUUACAGAUGAUAAUCUCUUGCUGGCCUAUUUGACACAAUAAAUUUUCUCCUAGGUAUGGAUAAGAGGCAUAGUGUUACUAGUGUUUAAUACUCUCCUUCAUCUCAGGCAUCCAGUUGGGGUCUUGGAGCACACCCCUCAGGUGAAGGGGACUCGAUAGUAGCUGAUGCCACAUGCUAGGUUCUGCUCUAGCCUCCCCACCUGUGUUAGUGUGUCUGGUCCUUACAGCAGCCCUGCAAGUUAGGAGCAGUGCUCCAGAGUCUGUAGCCGUGUUCCCUGCACCAGCUGCUCCACACAGGCUUGAGGUGCUAUGGCGAUUUAACUUACCACUGCUAGAGCCAUCAUAGGCCAGAAUGUCUCACCUCAAACAGCCAAGGCCAGUUAGAAAGCAGGCGGCCAUUGCAAGGAGUACCCAGGUGGACUAACUGUUUGCCCACUAAGUUAACUGGUAUCUUAGCAUUGUAUUAGGGGAGUAUCUUGAACUUCAAAGGAAGUAUCAAUGUAGGCUCUGUCUGAGCAUUCUGGGUGCAUCUUGCAGUGGCAGCACAGAUAUCUUGGCCCACCUCAGACAUCCCAGCAGCUACAUUUGUUGCUCUCAUACACCAGUUCCUUCAAUGGGCACCUGAAUGGACUGCUGUGAUGAAAAGGUCAUGGGCUCUAUGGUGGAGAAACAGUCACACUGCAGAUGGAGGCCUGUAACAGGUGAAAGAGAAGGUAGAGCUGGGCACACCUUUGCCAGCCGUGACUCAGUUCAAGAUCAAGGGUUUCUCUAAACUGUGUGGCUUUGGAGAUGAUUUCCCUGGAGACUUCUUUCCAUUCAAGAGGAAAAUGGAAUGGAGCAGUUCACAUAAUUCAUUGUGUCAGUCCACAAAAGAAUUCGUGAAGUUCCAUUUUGUGUGAAACACACGAAAACAAAGACAAAAAGUCCUUGCCCAAAGUUUAUUCCGCCCAAAGACAUGCACAUUUUUAAAAAACAUGUCUAUACAGUGAGAUGAUUGUUCUCACAGAGUGCUGUUGGGGACAAAGGAAAAAGCCAUUGACUGUGCUGGAAGGGCAGACUGGUGACUGCACAGAUGAAGUGUCAGCCGGUCAUCCCGAGUCCAGGGUGAGUGGGGCCUGUGAAGUGCUUCAAGGUCUCCUGGCGUGGGCAGCACCCUACUGCUGUGUGUGUGACUCUUCCUAAGAAUGCAUGUGACAUCACCAAUAGUGAAUCGUCUUUGAGUCUUGAUGCAGUUAGACUCCCAGGAAGAGGGAUGUGUAAACAACUUUGUCACGAUGGAUUGAUAUUUUAGAAGCUGAGCUGUGGAAGAACCUUUGGAGAGGAGGAGGCUGAGCCAGGGAUUGUGGAAGCCAGAGACCCAGGGCUAGAAUGGCAAGCAGAAGCAGAUACUACAAGGGAAAAUCGGGCUACAGACUAGCAGCACUGGUGUGUUCUGCCCCUGUGGGACAUCACAUAGAAUGGGCAGCACUGUCCAGGAAGGGAAGCUGCCCUUGGCUUUAUGCUAGCAGUCUUGGGCCUUGCUUGGCCCUAAGUGGGUCGCUCUUGUGGUUGGCCAUUCUGCCUCAUUUCAACCUGUCCCACAUUUAGCCUUGGUUACUUUCAGCUCCCCAGUCCUGGUGUCAUUUCUGAAUAAAUCUCAAAUAGAGACUCAAUUUCAAAUGAUAGAAGCCCACCAAGGAUUAGAAUGGACCCCGCAUAGCAAUGCGAGGAACAUGGCUCGUGCCGUUCACGGAGCAGCCCAGCUCAUGGCAACGAGAGCAAGUUCCCUCACUGUGCACUGGGCCUGGAAAGCAGGGACAUGGCCGCCACAGCUUCCACCACCCAUGUGGACUGGACUACAUCCUCUCCCAUCCUAAAUUUAAAACGUGGCCUUUUGGAGGCUAGACAGGGGAGGACAGAGGUUGAAAUCUGCAAAGGCAUGUGGGAAGACACGGUGUGGACAAACCUAGGCUGAAAAGCAUGGAGUGUCUCAAGAGGAAUGAGUAAGUAACAGAAGUGACAGGAGCAAACUGGAAGUGAAAAUUGUGGUAAGCGCACUUCUGUUACAUGCAGGAAGCCCUUCCUAACCAUCUGCACCUCUGUCGGCUGUCCUGGUUCACUAACCACCCCUUGGCAGAGCAUGACCUGGUACCCCCUGUUGCUGGGUGCUGGUGGCUGGUGUCUAGGACACCCCAUACUCUAUUUCCAGUCAAGGCAUAUACUUUCCAAAAGUCACUAGUGUUUCCUGCCAAACUGACACUCCCAGACAGACUUCUUGUUGUCCUUAUCCAAAUCCGUGCAGUUCCCUGAAGUGCAAGGGGCAUGCAGGAAGCAAGGCGUUUCUGGGAAAACCCGCUUCUCUCGGAUCCGAUGACAGUAAGUGGCCAGGAGCAGCCGCUCCUCAAGGCAGGCCCAGGGCUCGGAACUUCCCAUGCAGAUGCCUUGUUCUGCAUGUCCAGAUGCCCUGCUGUCAGUCCCCCUGCUGAAGUCAAACUGCAGGUUGCCAGAGCCUCCCCUUCUCUCUCAAUGAAAAUACUACAGUAGCCGUGCUGGAUACCAUGGAAAUUAAACAAGAGAACAUACCUAAGGCUCCUCACAUAGCUCCUGCCAUGCAGUAAGCACUCAACAGAUGCUGUGUCAUCACUGUUGUCAUGGCUAAUCAUACUUUAAAGGGAAACACGUAUAGUACGUUGUACAGUUUUGUACUAGUCUUUGGCUAAAUGGUGAUCUUACUCCCAUCAGAGAUUGAUGAAUUUAUUUUUAAUAGCAAGAAAUAAAUUGAUUAGCCAUAGAUUAAGAUCCUCCUUAUCAGAUUAGCUCCUCAAAAUGUGAGUCACUUUCAUGUGAGUAUCAAGGGCAUGCCAUGAGGCCCUGAUUUGCUAGAAUGAGCCUGUGCAUAGGAACUCCUGCUUCCAUGGUAUGUUUGGCUCUUUUAAAAAUAAAAAUGUCCCAGAAUAUGAAGAAGGGGAGAUAACUGAGUGUCCCUAGCUAGCUUCACAGGCCUCCAAGUCUGACUUUAUUUAUAGUUUUGCUCUGUGGACUCAUAAUCUAGAAGUUGGUACAUUCUUUUCAUUUGUGUCUGUCAAACAGGGCAGUAAAGUUUAGCUUUAAUUAUAUUUAGGGCAUCUGGAUUCUACUCAGUGAUUCUGGCUCCAUUUAGCCUAAAGUCUGCAGCUUAUUCCUAAUGUGGAAAAUGGAAUAAUCCCCCAGGCACGAGAAUAAGGUCUCAGGCGUUUAGGCUGCUGUUACUAUAGCAAGUAGGCCACAGACAUCACGGGACUUGUUAUACAAGGCAGCAUGGUGACAGUGGCUCAGAAGUGCUUUCCAGGAGCCCGAAGGAUUUAUGACUUUUUGAAUUCCAAGUGAGACAUAAAUAUGUUUUUCCCACUCUUAAUUUUGGACCCCAUAUGAAGGUGAGAAAAAAAUUUUUUUUAGAAGUUGAAAAAAUUCUUAAGCAAAUUCUAGAAUGCUUAACUGCUAAAGAAAAGUUGGGCUUUAAAGGGCACAGCGUCCUUGCCUGGCAGACACAGGGUGGUCACUCGUCCCUGUGUGCACUGCCAAGUCCCUUCCUGCCUUAUCUCCCAAUGGAGCCUGUCGGGGAGCCUUGGGAGGCAGCAUGGUGUGAUGGAAGAACCCGUGCGACCAAAUGGUUGCUUGUAAGCUCCAGGAUUUUCCACAAGGUCCUGAGCUUCGUGUGCUUUAUGAAGCACAGGCUCAGUGAACUGCCCCCCUCUCAGAGAGCAGGUGAGGACUGAAGUGUGUUGAACAGCAGAUGUAGGGACCCGCACACUGGCUUCUAUUCCUAGACCCCGAGUUCUGCAGGUAUCUUGAAGGAAGAGAAGCCCCUCUGUCCUGCAGCUUCUUUGGUUUCUUGAAGAGUUGAGGAAAAACACGGGCUUCAGGUAGAAACUACUUUGCAGUCUAGCAGCUCUGAGUUUAAAGCACUACUUAUGAGCCAUAAAGCUCGGGAAGUUCACCGAAUUCUUAUUCUUUGUUUCCUCGUGUGUAAGACACACACAAACCAAGGAACCAUUCUCCAUCAUGUUUUGUUUUCCACAUGACUCUUAUCACUACUUAAGAUUAUUCAUUUAUUUGUAUUUAUGGUCAGUCUCUCAUUCCAGCUCUACUCAAAUAUAAUCCCCCAAAGGACAAAGACUUCAUGUCCUGUUUGCCACUUUAUAUAUGCCUUGCCAAAAAUAGUGACGAGUGCAUUGUUAUUUAUUCUUUUCAUCUUUGACUUCUUUUAGACCAAAACAAUGCAAAAUUUAAAAAAAUUCUUCCUCCCAGGACCACAUGUGUGUACAGUCCUAAAUGUGUGUACAGUUGCUAGGUUAGAGACUGGGCAAAGACGUGUUGUUAUCAGAACAGCUUGAUACUCAGCUGCUGUUUCCUGAAGACACACUAAGCCUUGGAUGGCAAUCAGGCAAAUGAUAUUGGAAUACUGACAGACAGAUCCUGACUUGGGAAAGAGCAUGACUUUCCGUCCUGCUUGCUCUUUGGUGUGGCUGGGUGAGGCUCAGAGGGCUCUUGGGUUUCAGUUCAUCUAGGAAGGUAUUUAGCAAAUUAUUUUUAACUGUUUGGAUUUGGUACAAAUCACCCAAGGAAUCUGCAGUCUCGGCACAAGUGCAGGACAAGAGUGGGAGGGAGAAGCAGACCAGCAAGAGGGCACAGGUGUCCUGCAGCUGCCCUAGAGGGACCAGGUCCCUUCCUUGCCUCUGACCUAUGACCCAGGGCCUCCAUUUUGAUGCCUAUCUACCUUGUACCCUGGGGAUCACUGAGAUUCCAAGGACCUCCAUGGCCAUCUGGACGUUUAGAGUCAGGCACUGGAGUGGUCAGGACUCAUUACACCCUCCCUGGGAAGAGCAGGCCUUUGUAGUAGUGAACUGUGGCAUAGAGUAAACUAGCCCUGGGAAAAGCAACUCUCAAGCCCUGAGACUGGUUUCUCUGGGCUGUUCAAUCCCAGGAGGGUUGGAAGGGUAGUGUCAGCCGUCCCUGCACACCCCAGGAGCUGUGUGCAAAAUGCAAUGUCUUGAACAGGUUUGGAACCCCUGUCCUGCACAGGCCUUGCAGAUCCCUGCUGACUCUGCACGCCAGCCCCCAGCACCCAGGCUCUGCGGGGGUGGGUUGGGCAGACAUGCUGAGGCCGCUCACAGCUGCCCCGUCUUGCUGGGGCUUUGCACUACAACUCUCUCAUCUCUUACUGUGUUUGCUCACUUGCACAAUUAAGUCAGGCCCAUUGGUCAUCAAGCCCUGACUUGUGAGAAGAUGGCUUGGUGGAAGGUGGUUUGGGGAAAGUCGAAAAACAAGAUGCCUCUGGAUACCUGGGUUUGAGAAGAAAGGAAAAUAACCCUAAACCUACCUUUGAAUCUUCCUCCAAUCACCGUCUGACCCAGCCAUCUCUACACUUGGUGAGGGGAACUAGUGAUGUGCCUGACCCUGCCACCCAAGCAAGUAUGUCUCCAUCCAGGAGUGUUUAUUCCUCCUCUGUCCAGCUCCAUCCAUGAGUCCGUGCCUGGCCAGGUUCUUCCUGGGCCCAUAGACAGCACGUGUGUGUUUGCACACAUGUACUUGUGCCUGUGGUGCAUCUGCCUAUGUGUGUGUACCUCUAUGUGUGCACAUGCGCACAGUUACGCACACUUUUAACUACCAGCAAAUGCUUCUGUUACAACACAAUUCCAUUCCCUGUAAGACCCAGCACUCCCUGGGGCAUGAACAGCUGCCACUGUGUGUAUGUUGGUUUUUUCUGAUGAAAGUUCUGUCCUCCUCAAUAGGAGCAGGGCAGGGCAGCAUCUCUGUCAUGUGUGGCCGUGGUGUUGUGCUCUGUGGAACCUCAGAGGCUGGCUAACCUCUGCUUCAGGGUAAGACAGGCAACUCGUGUGGCUCCAGCCCCCAGUCUUGUCACGCUUCGCCACCUUGUGCAUUUUUUCUCUGGCAAAUGUCACCUCAGUCUUCAAGGUUCCCCAAUCUGUGUCCCAUUUAUCAUGGAGGAUUCUCAUUGUAUGAGCUCCUUGAAAAUGAAGACCUCCUCCUGACCAUCUCUGUAUCUGUCUUCCUAACCCAUGCACCUGUUUAGCACUUCAGAAGAAUAUCUUUCAACGAAUGGAUGGAUGGUUGUGUAUUUCCUUCUGGGCAUGGAAGUGGACGUACUGGAUCAGGGAGGUAAUAUAUAGAAAGUCUGCUUCUGCCUCCGGUGACCUCACUAUUCAGUUGUCUUAUUGUCAGCAGAUGCUGGUCAGGUGGUAUGAGAAAGGAGGGGUUCCCUGUGUCUCAAAUAUUCCAACUCUUAUUUUUAUAGAGGAUUCAGAAAAGUAUUUCCUGGAGUUCUCCUUUUGGACAACUCCUUUAGGAUUAUCCCAUUCCCAUGGCUUGAGUCACUGGGGGUACAUGCAUGACUAUCCCAUGGGUGUCAUGUACCCCUGGUGGUACAAACAGAUUAGUCACUUGUAUAGAUCUUUUCACUAAUAUAAUUAGUAAUAAGCUGCCUGAUGGGUGGUUUAAGCCACCUAGCAGUAAGACAGAUGACAGGCCUGUUGCAAACCUGUUAAACUACAAGAUUACUAUAUCCAUCAAAUUCUUUGGGUUCAAAGUUAGAUGCGAACUCAGACAGACUGUUGUAAAUGUGGAUUUAUUUGUCCAUAACCCUGAAAACUCCUGGGUACCCACCACUAGAUCCAUGUGUGCAGAAAAUGUAAGUUGUGAGCGUUCUGACUCCUUCUGUAUUGUCCAUUCUUAGGCAGGCUCUUGCCUCCUAGUAGCAAGAUGGCAGCUAUAGCCCUGGAACCACAUCUGGAAGUGCAGCCACCUUCAAGAAACAGCUAAGGUCUUGCCUCAUUGGUCCAUUAUGAGCCAAUCACUGUGGUGGUGCGGAACAUUUCUGCCUCUCAUUGGUUAGAUCUACUAUGAGUUCCCAGCCACUGAGCUCUUAUGGGGCUCAGUACAGAGCUCUGGGUGUGUUCCCUCCUCAAGUCUUUGAGCCCUCCUCCCCGAGAGCUCUCAGAUGGGUUUAUCGUCAGUGGUGCUUGCUGCAGAGGGGGAAGCGAGGUAGACCCAGCAGGGUCUGAGUCCUUGGAAAUGAGGAGUGGGACAGGAGCCACAUGAUUGGCAGGCAGCCAGCCCCUGUGACAUCCAUCAGGCGGCCUUGGGGUUUGGUGGUGACCUUUAGGGAUGAAGAAGACCAGGUAUUCCUCUAGGGGAGAUCCUUCAGAGAGACUUAGGAGAGACAGAUGUGGCUGCAGCCCCCAUGUUCUUCAAGGGCAGGGGCAGCUUUUCAAAUGACAGAGGAUGAUUCCCCUAACCUCAAUCUGCCUCUAUCCGUCUGUCUCUCUGUCUGUCCUCACACACAUGCCCAGCCCAGAACCUGGGCGUUCUAGUGUCUCAAGAGAACCAGUAUAGUUUGUUCUGUCUGUUUGCCUUGGGACAAAAAAUGAACCUCUGGAGUGACGGUUUCUCGAGGUAGUCAGGGCCUUGGCAUAGGCAUCACUCUGAGGACCAAGGAGAAGCUGGGGGUGAUGUUCCUUUGGGCCCUGCUGGGAACGGUGGGUCACACCCUAUUUCUGGGACCCUGUGAGGUAUAGGGAAUGCCGGAGCCCACAGCUGGUCUUACCAGUGGGAAUGCAUUCGGCAGUUCUGCUUUCUUGAGAGGGGUUACAGCUGCUGCUAGAUUUCUGCCAGCAUUCGCCCCGCACGAUCUAGAGGCCCAGCGUUUGCCCCUGCUAGGUUGAGAUGAGGGUACAGAGCCCCCAUGGCUGCAGUGCAGGAACUGCCCUCUCAUUGUGUUUACAAACAGGGAGCUGCAGCCUGGCCAGUCACUGCUGGUGGGCCCAAGUUUCAUAUGGAGACGGUUUCUGCUCUUCUCCCCUGAUGAGAACUCCUGUUUGCUAGAGCUGACAUCAUCCAGCCUUUGGUCCAAAUGUAAUUAUACUUUCCAGAGAUACAGGCCUGACCUGGCCAAGCAAGUCUGGAAAAUAAAUAGAACCCAUAGAAGAACGUGGUCACUGCCACAAGGUAGACCUAACCAUAACUCACUUGGUUUUCAAUGACAUUAUAAAAAUCAAAUCAAAUUCUACUCCCAUCUAUUUUACUUUAGCCAAGUGUUCUUGUUCAAAAUGAAAAUCAGAUGGUUUUCUUCUUUGUUUUUUUUCAAAGCAAAUGGCUACAAACACUUUACUUAAUAUAAUUUACUGGAGACUUUUCCUAAAAGAACAUUUAUGUUGCUUUCUUUUAUGCAUGCAGUAACUUUUGAUCAAAACAUGACUUCACUGCCUUAUUUAAUGUUGAGCAUCUGGAUUAAAGGCCUUUGAAUCUUAACUACAGAUUAUGGCUCUCUUCCCCUUUAAGCAAACCACCAUAAAACCCUGGCGCCCUUCCAGUUUUCUUCAUUAAAGCUCUCUUUAUUACAGUGUUUUGGAUGGCAGUCAUUAAAUGAUUGUUAUGCACAAUGGGCACUUGAUUAUAAUUAUUUAGCUGGCAAUCAGUUACUGCGGCAGUUCAGCAGGAUAAUUAAAAGGGAGCAUGUCUGUACCUGCCAGUGUCUUUGAGAUCUGCAGCCCUGCGUGAGUGGGGGGACAAGCUGACUGUAAACAUGUGGACAGAAGCCUCUGGCGGGUGCCUGCUGAAAGGAGCUUUUCUUCCAUUCCUCUGCAGUCUGCUGCUCGACCUCUCUCCUUCCUUAAGGUCGAUGAGCAAUGAUGAGAAAAUAAGAUGUGGAGAAGAGUUUUUGUACUGUAAACUCCUGAAUCAAUAAAGACAUUUAGUAUUGAAUGUAAGUUUCUCCAUGUGCUAAGAAUAGCCAAACAGACAUCAAUGUCUUCAUAUAAUUCUGCUUUAAAAAAAAUAAAAUACAAGUUAGGAAAGAUUUUUCACUUGAAUUUAUAAAUUUCAGCAUUUGUCUUUUUGUUGUUGUUUUUGGGUUUUUCCCCCAGUGUUGAUUUCCUGACAUACAAAUUGAUCCGAAAGACCAUAAGCAAAAAGUAUAAGAGAUUAAUGGUAUCUGUUAGCCCACAGUUGAAGCUGCUGGUUACUGAAAAAGAUAGCAAUACUGUGAUUGUCACCUUAAAUGGGCUCGUACUUGGAGAACCGUUUCAGUUGUGAAAAACUUUAACCAACAUAAACAAAAAGGGAACUUCUUGGUUUAAUUAGCUUGAAUGUUAUUGGAACUGCUCCUAGGAUUUUUUUUCCUUGUUAUUUUGAGUCAGGGUCUCACUAGGCAGUUCAGGCUAGACUUGGACUUACUUUUGUAGCCCAGGCUGCUCUCGAACUUGCAGCGACUCUCCUGCCUCAGACUCCUAAGUUCUGGGGUUACAGGCAUGCCUGGCAAUUUAAGGAAGACCUGCGGCGACCAGAGCUCAGGGUCAGGAAGUGGGAUCCGGUACUGCUCAAAGUCUGACCCUCUGCUGAGUUUACCUGUCUCAGGUUACAUCCUGAGAUGAGGCUCCCAGCCUUUACCCUGUGGCAAGAAACUGUGGCCAUCAAUAACCCUAGACUUCCUCUUUUGCUAGCCUGGAAACUCCCAUGGAAAACAUUUGUCUUCCACCUUUUAUAAGUCAGUGUCAGGAAGGGCCACCAGUUGGCCUUCCUGAGCCAUAUACCGGCCCGGCAUGAUUUUUAUAGCCAAAGAAAUAACACAAUGUGAUUGGCCAAGCCAGAGUCACAUGGUACCCUGUUGGUGGCUCAAGGAAGAUGGAGUCCUAGGAUGACAGUCCCAUUAGACACUGAUUUAUCUACUUAGGUGGUACUCUGAAGAUGAAGGAAAGCGUGUGCUUCUGUACACGUUUACAGUACAUACUGGUUACAUUCCUCGUGGGGGUGUUGGCACAUGUAUAAACACAUCUUAUUUCCUUUUUCAUCUCCUUUCUCUUCCGUUAUUGUCCUCUCCCUCCAUCUCUUGGUCCCCUUCCUUGCUGCGCAAGAUUGAUCUUCCUGCUUCCUAUUAUCUUUCAUUUUACUCUUUAUUAUAUUUUGGGUUUCCCAUAUAAGAGAAACUAUGUAAUAAUGAAGAGUGUUGUCUGAUUUAUUUCACUUAAUGUUACGUUCUCAAGUUGCAUCCAUUUUCCCAUCACUGAGUCAAAUUUCUCUCUCUCUAUGGCAGAGUCGGGCUCCAUUAUGUGUAAAUACCACAUUGUCUUUAUCCACUCAUCUGGUUGAUAGACAUACAGGUUGCUUCCAAGAUUUAGCUAUUAUGAGUUGUGCUGCUAUCAGCAUAGGUAUGCUUGGGUCACUGUAGUAUGAUGCCUUUAACUUUUUUGAGAACACACCUAGAAGAAGAAUACCUGCAUCAAGUAGAAUUUCUACUUGCUGUAGAAUUUCAGUUUUUUAAGGAAUCUCCAUACUGAUUUUCAUGGUGGUGGUGCUAGUUUACAUUCCCACCAACAAUAUAGAAGGAUUUGUUUUCCCCAUGGCCUCUGCAGCAUUUGUUAUUACCUGGUUUCUUUUUUUUUUUUGGGAGUUGGGGAAGUGGUACCAGGAAUCUAACUCAGGGCCUUGGGCUUGCCAGGCAGGCGCUUUGACACUGAAUGGUAUCUCUGGCAUUACUUGAUUUCCUGAUGAUGACUGUCCUUUCUAGAGUAAGACGUAAUCUCAGUGUUGUUUUAAUUUGUACUUUUCUAAUGGCCAGUGAUGUUGAGUAUUACUUCAUGUGUUUAUUGACCAUCUGUACUUCUGAGAAGUGUCUAUUCAUUCCACUUGGCCAUUCUUUGAUUAUGUCUUUUAUUGGAGGAGUGUCUAAUUUUUAAAAAAUUUUUUUCUUUCUAGAUGUUAGUUCUUUCUCUUAGGAUAGCUGACAAAAUUUUUUUUUCCUGAUCUGUAGGUUCCCUUUAUUCUAUUGGUUGUUUCUUUUGCUAUGUGGCUUUUUAAUUUAAUAUGAUCCCAUCUUUUGGUUCUUGGAACUGUUUCCUGUUGCAGCUAGGUUCUCUGAGAAAGUUGUGGCCUGUGCCUGUGACUUCAAAAGUUUUACCUACUUUAUCUUUCAAAAGAUUGUAGCAUUUAGAUCUUCAAUCCACUUUGAUUUUAGUUUUGUAUAUGGUAAGAGAUGUGAGACUAGAUUCAAUCUUCUGUGUGUGAAUAGCCAGUUUUCUCAGCACCAUUCCCUCCAGUCUGUGUUUUUUCAAUGAAUAGCUGAAUGCAUUUGGGGUUGUUUCUGCUACCUCUACUCUGGUCCCAUUGAUCCUCAUGUCUGUUUUUAUGCCAAUACCAUGCUGUUUUUAUCACUUAUCUUUGUAAUACAGUUUCAAGUCCAGGACUGUGUUACCUCCCACUUUGUUCUUAUUACCAGGAUUGUUUUUGACACUCUGGGUUUCUUCUGGUCCCAUAUGAAUUUUAGGAUUAUUUUCUCAUUUUUUUGUACCAGGAAAUGAACUCAUAACCUUGUAUUUGCCUGGCAGUUGUUCCCCUGAGCUAUAUCCCUGGCCCUAUUUUUCCCAUUUUUGUGAAGAAUGCUAUUGGUAUUUUUAUUGGAAGUAUAUUAAUCUGAAUAUCAGUUUUGGAAGUAUGACCAUUUUGACUAUGUUGGGUCUGCCUAUCCAGGAACAGAGGAUAUCUUUCUAUUAACAUAUGAUUAUUUUUUAAAUGAAUUUGAAAAUCUAACUGGACAUAGUGGCAUAUACCUGUAAUCCUAGCACUCUGAAAGGCUGAAGCAGGAGGGUCACCAUGAAUUUGAGGUGAGGCUGAGCUACAUAGUGAGUUCAAGACCAGGCUGAACUACAUAGCCACACCCUGUCUCAGACAAGCUGAACUCCUCAGUGUUUUCCAAAGUGAAUCUAUGUCUUUCAUUUAGAAACAUUCCACCUUAUAAGGCUAAGGUAUAAAACUAUCUACCUGAUUUUCAAAUGAUCCCUUUGUCUUACCUGUGGACACAAUUGAGCUCUUUUGUAAUGUGGCCUAAGGGCAGGCCAUAAAGGGAGGAGAUGCCUCCUCCAGCGAUGAUGACUCACACCCUGGUUGUGUGACCAGUGAAAGGUGCAGAACUGGGGACUCCAGGUAGCAUAGUUUCCAGGCACCACUUCUAGGAAUUUGCCUGCUUUCAGCAGUUUUGAUAAUAAAAUCCUCUGCUCCUCACUGGGCUUGCUUCUGUAUUUGAGUCUGUGAGUAUAAAGGCAAAGGUCUGAAAAACCACAGACUUAAAAUAGCAAAAAGCCUGAAAAGAACUGAAAAUAAAGGAAAACAAUUGAAAAUUUCAAUGAAAAUCCCCUGAGCUCCACAUUCCCUCUGAUACUGUGCGUGACAGUCUAACCAAUCUUAUGGUGAGGUUCAGAACCAUCCUGUUUAUGAAGCAAAUAAGGAAGAAAAUUAAAAUACCCAAACUUGACUUAAAAAAAGUAAUUCUCAAUUUCCUGUUUAUCUUUCUCAUGUACAUCUGCUAUUUAAUAAGUAUUUAAUGUGUACAACUGAGAUUUUUAAGCUUUGGUAACUUAUAUGAUUAAUAGAAUCCUACCUGAAAACAGGCAGAAAUCAACAUAUUUGUGUGUGUACGUGUGGUGUAUAUGUGUGUGUGUGUGUCCACACACACACGCAGAGUCGUUUUUGGUGUGCGGACCUUGGCGCCUGCUGGAGGAGUUUCUUGGGAACCUAAUCUUCUCAAUGGCAAGCUCCAGCCUGGCCUCUGCCAGCAGUUUAGUUCAUGCGGACUCUGUGCCAGUUUUCUUUUCACAUGUGUGAAAUAACAGUUUGGCGUGCAGCACACAAAACAGCGACUCCACACAAGACCGGCAUUUUUCAGAAAGGGAAAUGGACAGGUUCAGAGCUAAUUUUUUUUUCUUUAGCUGAACCGAGUUAAAUUAAAUUAAAUGUUGCAAGAGAUGGCUGUGUUUGUGUGAAUCGUAAGAAGUCAAAGGCCAUGGCGGUAAAGCUCCACUUUACGGAGUUGUUCUUGGAAUGGCUGCAUACCGUGUGACAGCUCACAACUUAGAGCCCGGAGCCUGGUGCCAGCACAAAACCCAAACAUUACAGAGUUCCUCCCAAGCCAGAUGGUUAUCAGUGCUUCUUGGAGCUUGGCAUCUGGUAGCCAGAGCCAGCUUGGAGUCACCUUCCCUGCCCUGGUUCUGAGGAAGAGGCCCAGAGUAAGGCAUGUCCUCAGAAAGGAGAGAAGCUGAGCCAAAACUGUAAAACAGACCCAGAGCCAGUGACAACAGCAUGUUCCCAGCAGAGGGGCUUUAGCAAAGGGUGGCCGGAGAGCUGGCCAGGGGUCACUUCUUCAUGUGUUUGUGUGUCUGUCAAAUCUCCAAACUCUUGGCUCACCCUUCCCUGCCAGAGUUGCUCACGUGUCACCCUGUCCACUUGGGGCUCUGUAUUCUCGCUAAGUCAUAAAAUCCUGGACUGAGGGCACCACUUGUCCUGGCACCCUGAACUCAGUCCAGAGCCUUGUCCUGUUCUCUGGGUUUCUGGUAUCACCUGAAGCCCCCAGGGAAGCUUUUGCUUCUUUGAGCUGGAUGUGUCGCAGAAGACCUGUGAAAUCUCUGCUUCCCAGGACUUGCAGUCCAGGCUCCUCAGUGAAUUUCCACAGCGUGGUCACUGCCAAGUCACACAGAUCUGUCCAGGAGGGCAGGCCAGGGCUGUCUGCGGUGACAGCUCCAAAAGCAGCCUGAAGUCCCGGCCAGCCGGGCCUCUCCCAUCCCAGGGUAGGCAUAACUCCCACCUGCUCACACAGCUGAGCACGAGAGGCCGUGCAUAGGAUUGAGUUGAUGCUGGAAGUGUAAACAAGUCAUAAAUUACUCCUAGUUCUCCUGCCCUGGGUCUUCAGUUAUAGAAAAAAACGCAUUCCCUGUAAUUGGGCUUAUUUGUAGAACAGAAUGGUUAAUCUUCUUUUAUGACUAUAAACUUCAGUGUUCUUCACCAAGCAUUUCCUGAGCUUAUAUUUUUUUUUAUCCAAUAAUGAUGAUAGAAGAGCUUAUAUUUUAAAUCAAGUACUGUGGAAGCAAAAAGACAAGAGUUGACUGUGGCAGAGCCUUAAUCAAAGAUGAACAAGUUUGGGAAGUGGAUGGCGUGAUGUUUGCACAAUAGUGUAACUGUACUCAGUGCCACCGCACUGGACACUUUAAGGUGGUUAAAGUGGCAGGUUUUCUUCAGUAUCAUUUACCACCAUGAAGAAUGAUGGUUCUUCAGCACAAUGGCUCUGGAAGGCUACAGUAGGUGGAUCCUGAGUUUGAGGCCAGUAUAGGCAACAGCAAGACCCUGCCUCAAAAGAAAUAAAAGGAGAAAGAAAAUACUAGGGCUCUUGAGCCCUUUUAAAGCCGAAGUUGUUUGGUGUAUAACCCUCAGCAGAGUUUAAGCAUGUGUGACUUACACUGGGACCUGGCCUUCCAGACUUCUUACAUUUGACAAAGCAGGUUAUUAUCUCAGAUUUCUCUUCUUAUUGCCAACAGAGUCCAAGGCCCAAAAAGAUAUGAGGUCCUCCUCACUGCACUCACAAGGUGGCUUGUAGAGUUGUUGACUUCCAUGGCAGAAAAAGAAUCUUCAGGACCUGUCAAUGAGAGGCAUUUUGAAAAGUACACACAGAAUACAGAGACAGAUUAUGCUCCAAGCUUAGGGGUUUUCUGUGGUCUUGGGCACGUCCUCAAGGUGAGCGGUGAGGGAUGUGUAUUGCUACUGUCUGUCAGGCCACCCAUGUGGUGGGUGAGGUUGGGAUGUAUCGUUGCAGUGUCUGAGGUUCAGAGCCAUGAUGUACUUCCUGAAAGAUGGAGUUCUGUGGGAGGAAGUGCAACUGACAGUGAGAAGCACAGGCCCAGUGCUGGCCUGAUGACACUCACUUGUAAUGUGCAGUUGGGAGGUUGAGGCAGAAGGAUCACCAUGAGCUCAAGGCCAGCCUGGGCUGCAUAGUGAGUUCAAAGCCAGCCUGAACUACAUAGCAAGAGCCUUUCUCAAAAAACGUGAUUAAAUGAAUGAACGGAUGAAUGAAUGAAUGCAUGCAUAGACCCUGAGCUUCACUUUUAGGCUUCUUUUAUCUCUGCGUCCCUUGAAAUUUUUGGAGUGAGUUUCCUAGAAGAGAAAAAGGCAUUGUUACUUUGAGUAAUCUCUGUGUCCUGCCACUAGUUUUCCUUAAAAGUACAAUUGCAAAAUUACAAAGGUUUUUGUCACCUGUUCAGCUACUGUUACUUUUCAUACUCUGUCUCACUGUCAUGAGAGUAGUAUCAAGGUUUCCUUGAAGCUACCAGGGAUUGAUCUUUGCAACUGGCAUGAAGCAAGCCCCUCCUCUUGAGUCACGUAGCAUCUCCUGAGCAGUGCCCAUUGCAUUGUUGGCCCCUGGUACUAGGGCUUGGGCGCGGGGGGGGGGGUGCUGGCCUGCCCUAUGUCCUCACUCUCUGGGGGUGGGAGGAGGGCCUGCCCUGCUGGGUUGUGCCAUAACUGUGGAGGGGGGCCAUAGAUGCUGUCCCUGGAGCCCUAGCGCCUUUGCAGUGGGCAGGAAAGUAUAAAAACACAGCUGCCUGUGUCCUCCUUCUGCGAGCGCUCUUCUCUCUCUCUCUCUCUCUCUCUCUCUCUCUCUCUCUCUCUCUAUCUAUCUAUCUCUAUCUGUGCUGCCUGCCUGGGAGCUGGGAUCCAGGACAGGAUGCUCUGGUCCUGGAGCAGGAGCAGCCUGGAGCCCCCAGCAGCUGUGGGGACAUAGGUGGCUUGGUAUCCUUGGUGCUAGGUCUCAAAGCCUCAUUUUCUCUCUCCUCAACCUGCCACCUUCCCCUGGGUAUAGAAUCUCCUCCUUGUUUCCUCUGACCCUUUGUCCCUCAACCUGGGCCAGCAGUGCAGGAGGCCCCUCAUGCAUUCAGCCCUGUGUCUUUAGUGCAGUGAGUUUCCUGCCCCUCCUGGUGCCAGGGAACUCGCUGGCCUCGCAUCAGGCAUUGCUGAGAGCUAGACCCCAGCCUGUGGUGACUAAUGUGGGAUUGAUCUGCCUCCCUCACAGACAGCAGAUAGUAGAGAGUGAGACCCUCUUAGUGCCCUGAGCCACAGGGUUUGCUGAUGCUUUCCGUCCUGCUGUGGAGCCUCUUCCUUGAGGAAGACAGCACUUGGAUGCAGUGGAUGCUGAAACCAGUAGUGCCCAGUCUACUGAUUUUUCCCCAUCUACAUUAUACCCAGCACCGAGAGCAAGGGAGAGAACAUCCUUCCUCCUCUAGAACUUCUGUCACCCUCUUUCCAGGCAGUACCCCAAAAUACUUGCUAUUCAGACCUUAAAUGAGCUGUAUCUGCCUCCAUCCACCCUCAUGCCCUCCUGUCCUAUAUAAGAUCAUUUCAAAAUGUGAAAUCAGGGCCGAGAGUGCAGUGCCUUCAGGGGUGGAACCCUUGCCUAGCAUGCACGUGGCCCUGGGUCCCAUCCUCAGCAUUGAGGAGGGAAAAAAACCGUGGCUGUAGUAACAAAAAAGCAAUAGUGGCAAUUUUAGAAAUGCUUCUCCUGCCCCUCCCUGUGUGCUAAUACACCCACCCCUUGCCUCCAUCCCCCAGAGCCAGCUCAUGAGGAGGGAGGGAGCUGUCCUAACCCCUCUGCGCCAAGUCUGGAAGGGGGAGAUGCCGCCUGGACACCAUGGUCCUGUGUUUAGGGCACCCAGCCUCUCAGUUCCGUGCUUCCUGAAAUGAACCAGAACGCACUUGCUUAGACCUGGUGCUUGCGUGCACAGAUCCUAUUCUCUUUCCCUCAAGGUUAAGUUUCCUUUCCCCUGAUUGCUUUGAAUUUCCUCUACCAGGUGAGGCUCCAUCUGGAGAGUUGCCCCCACUGUGUUCCUUCGGCAUGUUCUGAACUAUCAUAGGCAGACAGGAUAGAGGGAGGGACACAGAAGUCCCAUUGAACUUGUACUGCCCUACUCUGAUUCUUAUAUUUAGAAGAGGAGCUUAAUCUGUUUACCGUACAGUAAAGAUAUCUGCAAGGAGCUGUCAUUAUACUAUACUAACAUUGGAGCCUAACAGGAAAUCAGAAGGCUCACAGAUGUCAUGUGCUUAAUGUGAGUUUUCUCCCUGCCAGCCCUGCAGCCGAUCAGGAGAGGCUCACAGUGAGCUCCAAAGAACCCACUAAUGCAUGGGUUUGCUCCCUAGGCUUCACCAGUCACAGUGUUCCCAGAGUUCUGAGAGGCAGGGGGGGGAGAGAGAGAGAGAGAGAGAGGAGGAGAGGAGGGGGCAUGAAUGAGCAAGCCCAAAAGAAUGGGACAGGUUCUGUCACGACUGUGGAGAUAGGGUGAUACUGUCCUUUGGUACUGAGCGGAACUUGGUGUAAAGGUUUCUACAGACAGCAUGGCACAAAGCACAGUUCAUGGCCUGAAGGGAAGGAAAGGAGAUAUACCAGAAGGGUUAAGUCUUCAAAACUGUCUUGUCUGCAUUUUUAUCCAUGGUUUAGAUUAGUACAAAAUGGCUCAUCUAGCAAAUUUCCAAGUGAUACAAAGCAGGAAAGAGAACAAAACUCAGGACCCAAAGAGAUUGACCCUCAAGAGCCCCUCGAGGUAGUGCAGCAGGCACAGAGGGUGUAGCUUUUAGGCCUUUGGCCAUGGCCUGACUGCAUUCACAGCCCAAGAGAAGAAACUGAGACACCCGCAAGGCCCUGGUGUAUAAGGGGGAGCAGAGGGCUGCAUCACUGCAGUGAAGGCCAGCAGCCACACGGCAGGCUCGCCGGCCAUCCCCAUACCUGGAGAUGCUGAGGGAUGUGGACAGCCGGCCUUGAGGACACAGUGUAAAGAACCUUCUUGAAUAGAAAAUGGGCAGUUGGGUGGAAGGAAAGCAAACCAAAGGACACAGGCUCAGUCCUGCUCAGCAGUCCAUGUCCUGGUUCCAUCCACAGCACCACAAAAAGAAGUAGGGAGGUUGGUUCCUCCCAUGGAGGAAGGGCUGUUGGGAGGGGACGUUAUCGCACUCUACUAAGAAAACACUUGCAGAGAAAGGGCUUGGCGCUGGAGGCCAAGUUAAACAGGAUGCAGCCCUGGCUCCAAGUGCUCGCUGUGGUGCCCUCUUCACGCCAGGGUUUCAGUCACUUCCUAUCCCUGAAUAGGUUCCUGACCUGCAGGAGUGGUGGGAGGUGGAGCAUGUUUGCACAAGCUCAUUGAGGGAAGUGACCCUCAAGGUUCCCAAGGAUAAGAGAAGGCUUCCCACCCUCCACCCCUUCCCCUCCCCAGAAGGCAGCCACAGCCCACCUGUCACAGGGGACUGUAUUGGAGACUGCCUGGGGCCAUGCACUUGGUGGCUCGGUGGGGCUGCUGAGGUCUCAGCUCUGUGACUGUCCAGUACCACCAGGGCAUUAGGGGCUAUCAUGACACACGUUAGCAGGGAACAUGGCUCCAUCACACAGUGCUUACCUAGCGUGUGUAAGACCUUGGGUCCAAUCCCCAGCACCGUAAAGAAGAAAUAGCAUAAAUAACUAACUCCAGAGAAUGCCCACAUGGCUACUCAUUUUGUAAUCCUGUCAAUCCUGGGAUAUUUUGUAACCCUGUUACUGUCACAAGCUCUAAAUAGUCUCCUUUGAUUCAAAGCCCAUUUGAGUGAAGAAUCAUGAAUUCUUUCUAAGCUAAUUCUUUAGGCUGCAUUUUGUUACUCGUUCUGGGCUAGAAAAGAGAAGUGUAAAGCUCUUAUAUUUGACCUCAUAAUAAAGUGGGCAACAGUCCGUAGGUCUUUCCUAACGUCAUCUCUGGUGUCAUCCCUGACAAAACUCCUACUGUGUUUCUUGCCUUCAUAAUUCUUUCAGUUUCUAAAUACAUAAUCCUGAGUUUCCCUGACUUCCCCCUCUACCUCCUUGCCCUUAUUCCAUUUUAAUACAAGUUGCACAGAGCCUGUUAAUAUGAGAUACAAAGCAGAUCAUUUGGUUGUUUGUAUUUUAGAUAUAGGGACGGCUGUAAGUUUAGAGGCAACCUUGAUACCCAAAAGCUGCCAUCAUGUUUGCUUACUGCUGUCAGAGGAGCAGUGGUCUACAGGAGCCCAGAUUAUAAUCAUUUAAUACUUGUAUCAGCACAGCCCUGUGCUGAUAUAAACGAAUAUCCUGGCACGCACUGUGACAACCGCAGCCUUGGCUGGCCUAGCAGAACACAGAAAGUUCCAACCUGAUUCAUCAGGCAGAUGCGAGCCCACACUGGACACUGCAUGCUUCCUUGUGUCUUGGGCUGCAGAGCCCUCAAUUUAAGAGUUUUUUCACUAUAUUUUUCUCUUAUUCUAUGCCACUCCAGCUUUUAAUACCUUCUUGGAACCAAGGCUGUGGUCCCAAAAUAGAACUUCCACAAAUGUGAGUCCACUGCACCACUAGAGAAAACCAGGAAGCUGCAAUGUGGGUGGCAUGAUCCAGGGUAGUGCUCCUUUCUAAGGAGCCAGAGCUGUGGCUGUGUGGCCUGACGCCCAGUGGGCAGUGCUGCCCCUGGAGGAGGGGUCGAUGCCCGCCUGUCAGAACAGCCUUCCUCACUGCAGGUGAGCUCCCAGCCUCUGUGUCUGGUGCUUAACCCUCCAGCGCCUCGGCUCCCCUCCAGGGCUAAUCUCCCACUGCACUGGUUGGUACCAAGUCGCCUCUGUGACCAGACACCUUUCCACUACCCCUGGAUUAAAGAUCCAACUCUUCAUUGGUCCCCAAGGGCCACCAGGUCUAGGAGGUCUGCAGAAUACUGUACUUUUCAGUGAUUCAGGGGAAAAAGUAAGCACAUUUUAAGAAAAAUGUAACAAAAUGUUGCCAAUUCACAUAAAGUCCUCAUUCAAGUUUUCUCCCAAUGUAAAAUUUUUCAAAUGAUACACAGAAAAUAUUACUACAAAAAAUCCAGGCACGGAGCAUGUGGAGUACACUUUUAUAAGUUGUGUGUGCGCGUGUAUGUGUGUGUGUGCGCACACGUGCUAGUGUGUGCUCAUGCUGGGCGGACUGACUAGAGAUGAGGCCCUGGACACGGAGGACGGCAGCUGCCAUGGAAUUGGGUGGCCGAGGACCAGGAAUUGGAGGAAAGCGGCUUCUGAUCUUCUGCUGCGUGCUCCUGCUUUCAUCUGUGAAAGACGCAGCUGGUUCUUAGCCAGAUGUGAUGGUGCACACCUGUAAUCCCAGCACUUGAGGACUGAGGCAGGAGGAGUCCCAUGAGUUUGAGAUAAGCUUGGGUUACAUAGUGAGUUCAAGACCAGCCGGAAUUACCGAAUGAGUCCCUGUCUCAAAAACAAACAAACAAACAAAAAAAAAACUGGUUCUUAAAAUAAUCUCUGCUUGGCAGGGGAUUUAGCUUAGUGAUGUAAGCGCCUGCCUGGCAAGCACAAGUUCGUGAGUUUGAUCCCCCGUACACCAAAAAAACCCAACAAGAUCUCUGUUCUUUCUGUGUUGUUUCACUGUCUGCUGCACUAGGGUAAAUGUGGUGAUGCUUGACCCAAGGACCACUUGCAGAGCCUUUUCUCAGGCCCGUGGCUCCUCAGCACCUCUGCUGGGCCACCUCAUGCAUUCUCUGCACCCCACCCUGCACAGAAAAGCCCUGCCUCUGCCUCUGCUCCACGAGGGCGUUUUUACAGCUGGAUGAAGGAGGUGGGCACAUGGGAUGGACUUCGGGAGAAAAAGGUGUGUUUUCUCCAUGACUCAGACCCGUGGGAGACCAUUUCUAUGCAGGACUUCUAAUAAAUAACUUGUCUACUCUGAGUCCUGAUGUUGAGGUUAGAAUUCAGGGAAAGAGGCUUGUGUCCCUGAAGGUGUCUUCCAGGGACGAGUGCCAGAAGCAGUGGCCCCCUCGGGUGUAGCUCAGGGCCGGGAAGUUGCAGGGGGAAGAGACUGCAAGGGUGAAGAUGCAGAUCUUACACCUGACAGGUGAAGACACUGAUGCCAGACGAGUCACACGGCCAGUGGCCACCUGUCCCCUGGGCCAUGGGACCUGUGGAGAUUCUGGGCUUCUUGACAGCACAGAGGCAGUGAGUCUGUUUGCUGAUUCACAGAAGAAAAGGGUACAUGCCGGUGAGAGGGGGCCGCUGGGGAUGAUAAGGAUCUCGGAUCUACUGGGAGCCAUGUUUGUGGGUGCAAGGCCUGACCUGGAAGCCAGGCACUCUUGCCAGAGGAAGACUGGUAAGCACAUGGGGCCUACAGGGCACUCUAUGCCCUCGGGGCAUUAAAGCACCAAAUAGUAAAACCUGACACACAACUUUGUCCUGACUUCUAACUGCACUGUGCAAUACUUCAGCCAUACAACAGCCUUGGUCCAACAAAAACCACGUGUAUCAUUCAAGCAAGGACAUGCGAGAUAUUCAGAGAAAACCCUGGCGAGACCCCCCAGGCACAUCCCCUCCACACUUUGGUGCUUAGUGUAGCUGUGUAAGUCGUGCUACCCUUGCUACCUCUGUGGUGUCUCUGGAUGAUCCACUGUCUUCUUCCCGCAGUCUAAACUACACAUAGAGCUCAAGCUGCACAAAUCUGCCUAACUUCCUUUUUGCAGGCAAGGAUGGUUUUUAAACUUACAUUUUAACUGAUCCAUAAAAACAUAAGGAUGGUCCCAAUGUGUGAGGUACCAUAUAUUAUUUCAUUAAGUGAAUGCAUUAUGUUGUGUUUAAAGCAGCUUAAACACAUUCAUCUCUGUGUAUUUAUCAUUACUGUAUGGUGAAGACUUUCAAACUCCUUCCCUGUAGCUUUUUGCAACAUACAGUGCAUUCUUUUUCCCUGUGGUUUCCCCCAAGCUUCUCAGCCCUCUGUAACUGUAACUUAGUCCCCUACCAGCCUUUCUUCAUCCCCACUGUCUGGAAACUACAUUCUGCUGUCAACUUCUGUAUAAUCCACUUUUCUAUAUUCUACAUGCGAAUGAGACCACGCACAACUUCUUUUUCGGUGACUGGCUUGUUUUACUUAGCAUAGGGGUCUCUAGUUCUAGCCAUGUUCUCAUAAGUGGCAGGAUCUCUUGUUAUGACUGGUAGUAUCCACUACGUACAUGUGCCUCCCUUUCCUUUCUCAUCCAUCAGUUGAUGGGCACUUUAGUGGCUGUGAACAGUCCUGCAGUGAGCAAGGAAGCAUGGAUGGCUCUUCCACAUAGCAGCUUCUUCCUCCUUUGGAUGUGUACGUGGAAGUGGAAUUAUUGGCUCAUGUGGUACUUUUGUUAUUACCAUUUUAUGGAGCUUCCAUAUUGUUUUCAUAACAACUGUUCUAGGUUACUUUCCAUCAACAAUGUGUAAAGGUUUUCUUUUUUCCAUAGCCUUAUCAGCACUUACGUUUUUUGUCUUACUAGAGUGAGGUGAUAGCUCACUGUGAUUUUGAUUUGCAUUUCCCUGAUGAUUAAUGGUGUUGAGUCUUUUUUCAUGUUCCCUUUGGCCAUCUGUAUGUCUUCCUUACUUAAAUUUGUCGCUGUUUUUAACUGCAUUAUUGUGGAGUUAAGUUUUUGGAGUUCAUUACAUAGUCUGUAAAUCAACCUGUUAUCAGACAUUAUAUACAUUGCAAAUAUUUUCUACCAUUCCGUAGGCUGUCUCUGCACUCUGCACUUUUUACGUUGAUGUAAACUCAUUUACCUAUUUUGCUUUCUUCCCCUGUGCUUUUGGGAUCUCGUCCAAAAAGUCUUUGCCCAUCCCAGUGUCACAAGCAUUUCCUUUAUGUUUUCUUCAAGUAGUUGCAUAGUAUCAGAUCUCACAUUUUAUUUUAGCCUUUAUGCACUUGGAGUUGAUUUUUGUAAUUGGUGAGAGUUAUAGGUCUAGUUUCAUUUUCAUGUAUGGAUAUUCAGUAUUUCCAGAGCAGCAGAUGUUUUCUUCCAUAGGUGUUCUUCCUUCAAGUAGGUGUUCUUGCCACUUGUGUCAAAAAUCAGUUGGCUGUGGCUGUUUUGGUUUACUUCUGGGUUCUCUAUUGUUUGGGGUUUCUUUUGAGACGGUGCACUCCCCGUGCAGUUCAGGAUGGCCUUGAGCUCCAUUUGUAGCCCAGGCUGCUCUUGAAAUGCAGUGAUCCUCCUGCCUCAGCCUCCCAAAUGCCGAGAUCACAGGCGUGUGCCAACACACAUGGCUUGGGUUCUCUAUUCUUCAUAGGCAUGUACAUGGGAUUGCUUCAAAUCUGUGAGUUGCUUUGAGUAGUGUGGACCUUUAUGUCAGUGUCAGUUCUACCAUUCAAUGAACAUAAUGUCUUUCCACUGUUUAUGUCCUCCUCGACUUACUUCAUCAGUGUUUUGUCAUUUUCAUUGUGGAGAUGUUUCACUAGGGUGUAUUUUUGGGGUUCACUUACAUUGCUGCAUAUAGCUCUAAUUUAGCCAUUUUUACCACAGCAUGGUAUUGUAUUGUAUUUAUGUUUGAACCCAUCCGUUUUUCUGUUGAAAGGCAUCUCAGUCCUUUCCAAGCUCCCAAAGCUGUCAACAGUGCUCAGCCCAUCUCAGCACCAGCUCCCCAGCCCUGACACCUACGGCCUGCAGCCUGCAAUGCCCUUUCCGCCCCAUCCCCUGCGCCCUUCUCGGAACUCUGCAUGGGCCAACAGAUGGCCCUCUUUCUGCUUCAGCAGUUUGUGGCCCACAGAAAUCUGAGUACUUACCUGAGAGACGGCAUACUGAUUUACUUCAGGGUUUUUAAUUGGUAGAGUGAUACAAUCAGGUUGCCUGCAACUGUGUCUUAUUGUUUUAGUUUGAUUUUCUCCAAAAUAAGAAUUUCAAGGAUUUAACCUUAAAAAUCUCUUAUGGCUGAAAUUCCUUUUUUUUUUUUUUUUUUGUCUUUUUGAGACAGGGUGUCGCUAUGCAGUUCAGGCUGGCCUUGAGCUCAAUUUGUUGCCCAGGCUGGUCUUGGACUUGCAGUGGUCCUCCUGCCUCAGCCUCCUGAGUGCUGGGAUUACAGGUGUGAGCCACCACACUUGGCAAGGCUGAAAUUUCUUAGGGAGAAGAAAAACUGCUUUGGGGAAAGCAGGCCCUUUCUUUACUCAGUACCCUGCUGUCCUCCUGGCAGGCCAUGCUCGACAAGGCUGCCAAUGCAGGCUGUGUGUGUCUCUUGGCUGAGUCUUGCCAGACACAGGCCAGACCAGGAGGCAGCUGGGCCCUGGGAGAUGAAAUGGGAUUUCUUCCUCCCGGAUCUCAUAUAUCACAUGUGUCGGUCACCUUUCUGGUACGGUAACAAAAUACUCGAGGUAAUUAACUUAUGAAAAGUUUCUUUUUUCUCACAGCUUUGGCAGCUCCAGUCAUGGUCAUUUGGCCCUGAUGCUUUGGGCCUGUGGCAGAGCAAUGUGGCUCACAUGAGCCAAGGGAUAGAGAGAGAGGAAGAGCAAAAGGCCGGCUUCCCAUAACUCCCUUCCAGGCCACCACUCCCACUUUACAACUUUACCAAGUAGAGGAUCCUUUUGAUAUCUAUCAAGAGAUUGUAGGACUUUUUUUUUUUGAGACAAGGACUCACUAUGUAGUUUGGGACCUGGCCUUGAAAUCACCAUGGAGAUCCUCCUGCCUAAGCCUCUUAAAUGCUGGAAUUACAGGCACACACCUCCAUGCCCAGAAAGUAGGAGUUUUAAUAGAGAAGAUAAACAAAGAGAACAGCGGGCUUAAAGAUCUAGAUCUUGCCUCUUUCAGGUAACUGGAGGGUGGGGUAUGUGCAGAGAUGGUGCUAAAAGAGGUCAUUGGGACUGGUGACCGGGAGCAUGUAUGGCUUGCCUGCCAAAGCCUUAUGUGGUCAUAGGUGCAGCUCUUCAGAGGUGGCUGGAUCUAGAGUGUGUGAUGCUGGUAGCAAAGGUGUGUGAUUACUAUAUUAGUCCACUGAUUGGUUUGGCAUUGUUUGGGGAAUGGAAACUGUCAAGGCCCUCCCCAGGUGUGAGUGCUACUGCCCUAAGAGAGUACAGCCUGAAUCGAAUAUAAGGGACAGAAGAGGGCUGCUGUCAUGGCUUGCUGCUUUCGCUGUCUUUUGGCCACCAUGAACUGUGUCUCCAUGGUGCUCCUCUGUCAUCCUGCCUUACAGCCAGCCAGUGGGCUAAAACCUCUACAAACUAUAAGCCAAAUAAGCCUUUCCUUCUUUAAGUUUGAAUGUCAGGUAUUUUGUCUAAAAUAGAGCAUUUAGGAUGGGUUAUAUCCUGAAGACGUAGGGAACCAGAGAAUCAUGUUAGGCUGAGGAGAGACACAGAGGGAUUGUGAGAAAGAUGCCUUGGUGGCAGGGAAAGUUCUGUGGAUAGACAGGAGGUGGGUAGGGGUUCUUGGAGGUGGAGGAAGGGGAUGACUCUAGAGGUCGCCUUGGUUGGGAGUAAGCAGACACAGUAUGGCAGGCAGAGGCAGCCUGUUUCUAGUGCUUUGUCUGCCUUGGUCAGAGCAAGAGAAAUAGCAGUGUUUGAACUGAUACUUAGGACUAGGGAAACAAAAUGCUGUGUACUAAGGAGAUGAUGAUACCUAUAACUAAAUAAACACAAGUAUUUAAGGCAUAUGAAGGACUUCAACAUCAAUGAAAGAUGUGAUAGAGCCAUUGCAUGUGUCUCAGCUUCCUUGUAUGGAUUUCAGCAAUGCUCGCCAAAAGUCAGGAUGAGGGACCUCGGGCUUGUCUCCUGGUGCCUAGGAGACCUGUGUGAGCCACUUGACCUUUUCAGGCUCCUUCCAUCCUAAAUCAGUAUUCUCCUGUCACCCAGGACCUUUGCAGACCCAGCAUCUCACAGGCUGCUUAGGCCUGUUCUGUGGAGCAUGAGCUUCUGGAUAAUACUCAGCUUUUCUAACCCAGCAAAGGGACCUGGGUACUGAGUUUGCAAACCACUUCCCAGUUAUAUGACCCAUCUCUCACUCUGAGAUGCUGAGCACGAGUUUGGCUACAUUUCUCCUAGACUUCCUGCGAGAAAUAGCUUUUCUAAGAUCUGAGCAGAUACUUUUUUGUACUGGAAAAAAAUAAACCAUCAAAAUGAAAAUGUUGUAGCCAAAGAAUAUAGGACCAGGUCAGGCAGGCAAGAAAAAGAAAUGUGGGGUCUUCAUACUGAAGAGGAGAACAAGCUACCAUGACGCACAAAGGAAUACUGGUAAAGUCAGGAAGGUUGCAGGAUGUAAGACUAAUACACAGAAUCCAUUAUUUUUUGAUAGAUCUGCAGUGAUCUAAGAAUAAAACUUAAAAAAUCAGUUCCAAGGGCAGGGGAUUUAGCUCAGUGGCAUAAGCACCUGCCUGGUAAGCAUGCAGUCGUGAGUUCAAUCCCCGGUCGGUACCAAAUUAAAAAAAAAAAGUUCCAUAUACAGUAGCAUCAAAAAGAAUAAAAUACUGAAGAAUAAAUGUAACCAAGAAGACAUAAGAUUUUUGUAUUGAAAACUACAUACCACUGAAAGAAAUUUACAGGGAGCAUAAACAGAAGAAGAUGUACGAUGUCCUGGGUUGGAGGGGAAGAGGCUGAGGAGAGGCAUAAAAAGGUGCUGUGAUGUACACCGACUCUGCAUGGGGAGUGGAAGCAGUGCUGCAAACGUGUGCUAAUGUAAAUAAAAACUGGCAAAAUACCUUAAAUUGUUUUUGGAAGUUCUGGAAUUUUUUUCAUUAAUUCUAAAUCCCAAUUGUAAUUUUACCUCUUUCCAUCGAGUUUUCCUUUUUCUCUUUUUGACAGAUCAGGUAUAGUUAGCAUGAAAUCUUUGUGUUCUGAAUCAAGCACCCAGGCCAUCUCUGCUCAUCUUCAGGUCACUGUCACUGCAGAAGCUCUGUGACUGUUGGUCACUUUUGCAGUGCUUACUGUGCACCAUGCAUUGGACAGGUGGAGGACAGAGGCCUUGGGUUGCACAGCAGUGUUCUGUCUUGUAAUGACUAGCGGCUGAGCUUUGGGCGACUGCUUUGGCUCUCAUCAAGCCUGGGGAGCCUCGUCAGGUGUAUCUGUUUCAAUAUCCCUGUGUCCCUGAAGUGUGACUGAAGGUAUUAGGGUGGCCUUUCCGGAGGCUUGGCUAAAUGUUUUUGUGGCGUGCCCCAUGUUACAGUGCUGCGUGGUACCCGCUGUCUCCAUACUGCCACACUUUCUUGGCAGGUAUUUUUCUCCCAGGCUUGUAGGUGCCUCACCCCUCAUUCUGCAAACCCUCAUUCUGGAAACUAAAGGACCCUCGGGCCAUUUGCUGUGGAGACUUCUAGAUAGCACUCACCCCACUUCACUCCACUUCACUUCCUGUGAUGGUUUCUCUUAGCACCUGGUCAUGAUGACUUUAUGUAUUUUGUACAGCUUUUUUUGUUUGUUUGCUUGCUUUUUGUUUUGGUUUUGUUUUUUGUCUGUGGCAGGAAGGUAAGAGUAAUAGAUCUACUGGAAGUUCACAUCUCACUGUCUUGAUCUCCAUGACAUUUCUGUGGGAAUCCUUUUUUAGAAAGAGGUUGAGGCAGAAUCUCACUGUGUAGCCCAGGCUGGCCUUAAACUCAAGGCAAUCCUGCCUCAGCCUCCUGAAGUGAACUCAAAGACAGUGAGAGGAGGAACAACAGCAACAGAAAAGUUGGAGUUCAAAAGAUGGACAAUGAGAAAGUGAAAUUCUAGACCAGACAGCAGAGACAGCAGGCAUCUUCCACAAAGCCCUUCACAACUCGUUAGUUGAGGACCCUCCAUGCAUUGCAAAGGGAAGCAUGAACCUGGCCUCAGACCCCAAGGAGCAACCUCAGGAGCAGCUGUGGCACCUGUCUUAAAACCCAUUCCAUGAGAAGGCACCAGUCCCCAUUCUCACUGGUCACUGGUCAUUGGAAUGAGUGGACACCAUUCUUCCUAGGAACGGCCGAAUUUUCACAAGAAGUAAAACUUAGGAGCAAAGGAUUAAACUCUCAUGGCUGCCGUGGCAAGAGUCAUCUAGAGGAAUGGCUCUGUUUGCCAAGAUAUGCUAUGUAUAGGACCAGGUGGACCAGGAAAACAGGGUCAGAUCAGGGCUGAUCCUCAACACCAGAUAAAUUCCACCACAAGGAAGAGGAAAGAGCUGUGUCCUAACAGAGCAUACAAUAAAGCUCAACAUGCCAAUCAAAACAUUCUUGUAUUCAAGAUGUUGCUAAAAUAGAAAGAGAACCAUUUUUUUAUCUCAGUGGUAAGGAUACCCAAGGCCUACAUCUUGGGAAAUAUUACAGGAUAAUAAGUGUACAAUGGAGACAGAGUAAUCUUAGAAUAUUAUAGAAUGGAAAUGAUCCAUACAUUUUCUCUCUUAAAAUGAAUAUCCAGAGCUGGAUGCGGUAGUAUAGGCUUGUAAUCCCAGCACAUUUGAGGCUCAAGACAGGAGCAUGGUGAGGUCCCCACUCCAUGCUUCAGCCAUGCACAGUACUGGGGCUUCAGAACUUACCCCACCAGGUUCCCAGGACACAGUACACAGGGCUGGAAUGCCCUCCAGGGGACAGGGAACCCCAGGCCAGCCCAGAAGGAGGCACCACAGCCUCUUUGUGGCACUGCCACUUGGCCCUGCAGAGAAGGCGCUGGAGACUCAGCUGUUCCUCCUCCUUGGCAGGAGCAGAAACUAACUCACCAGGAAAACGCCACUCUGAUGCAAAUGAGACAGACCACGAAAGGAGUGGAAGAGACAUAGAUUCCAAAAAAACUGUGCCAUCUCCAUGUCUUUAAGAAAGUGAAGGCAUCAUGUCCUGAGAGCAGUGUGCUUCUUAAAAGGGUAUCCUGCAGAGAGAUCAGAUGAUGAACCUCAGAAUGUUUUAGAAACCAGAGCAAAAAGACAAAGAAAUGAAAUAUUGGGGAGGAAAAUUAAGCAAAUUAGUGGACCAAACCAGGAGUACGGCAUCCAAACAUAGUUUGUAGGAAGAAAAACAAGGAAACCAGGCCAAGGAAAAUAAGGGGUUAAAGAACAGCUCCCAGAGUUGAGAGGCCCCCAAGUCCUAGCCUGAGGAGUCCACCAGUUACCUCAGUCAGUGAAUGGAAAUCAACCAGCAUUAGGGCUCCUCAGGUUGACUUUCAGAACUGGAACAGAGACAGCUAAAAGAAAAAAGUAGGUCAUAUACCAAGAAUCAAAAAUGACGCAUGAUUUGAAGGCAACCACGAUGACACAUGCCUCUAAUCCUAGCUCCUUAGGAGCUGAGGCAGGAGGGUCACUUGAGCCCAGGAAUUUGCAGUUUGGACAGCAUAGCAAAAUCCUUCCUCGCAACAAACCAAAAGGAAAAAAAAAUUUUUUUUUACUAAAACUGAACAUUGUUCACUAGACGUGGUGGUACAGGCCUGUAAUCCCAGCUCCUCAGAAGGCUGAGCAGUGAGAAGAUUGCAAAUCUGAGGCCAGCUUGGGCAACUGAGCAAGAGCCCGUUUUGAAAUUAAUUAAAAAUACAAAAGGGCCAUGGACCUAGCUCAGCACUUUCUGGAUCUGGUCCUAGGCAGAGAUAGAGGAGGGCAGACGAGAGCAGAGAGAACUUGCUUAGGUGUCUGAAUAACUGCCUCACAGAGGAGGAACAGUGAGCCCUGACCAGCAAGAGAUUGAUCUGUAAUUCUCAGUGUAGCCAGACUACGAUUGGUAGAUGAAGAGAGUAAGGGUAUUUUCAGACACGGGGUUCAUAAGCUUCUGCUUGUGAUCUUCUCUUCAAACCACCAAAGGACAAGCUCCAGAGAAUCAGGAUGCUGCUGGCCGGCACAAAACUCAUGGUCCUGCCCUGGAGAACAGCGGAGGGAGCUGUCUGGCUGAUCAGACUCUGAGGCACUGGGGCGAGGCAGGGCGGAGCCUGGACCUGGCCAAUGUGGUAAGGAGGAAGGUGCUGAAUAGCUGGCGUGUAUGAACAGGUAGACCAAGGCAGGCUUUGGGAUUGCAUUGUCAGUGAGACCAGAGAAACAAAAACAGCAGCAAAUAAAGGCAGUUUAAUGUCAGGGAAAACAGUAAAGCACAAGAAAAAAAGUGAGUCAGAUGUGGUGGUGCUUACCUAUGAUCUCAGCACUCAGGAGCUGAGGCAGGGGGAUCCCUAUGAGUUUGAGGCCAGCCUGCACCACACAGUGAGACCCCUGUCUACAAAUAACCAAAAAAAGAAGAAAAACAA